Messenger RNA from Syngnathoides biaculeatus (alligator pipefish), 1302 nucleotides. RefSeq names its product protein shisa-8. The coding region runs from base 1 to 1302 and encodes 433 amino acids. Lineage: Eukaryota; Metazoa; Chordata; Actinopteri; Syngnathiformes; Syngnathidae. The record is from RefSeq and is a predicted model, not a curated record. Gene Ontology annotation, biological process: regulation of AMPA receptor activity; regulation of short-term neuronal synaptic plasticity. The transcript has 4 exons. Gene Ontology annotation, cellular component: postsynaptic membrane; postsynaptic density; AMPA glutamate receptor complex.
AUGUCUACCUACAUGCAACCGAUGUUGGUCAGUUUCUCAGUGGCCAUUCUUCUCGGUUUGACCUCCUUGGGGGGACUAAACCAUCGGGCUUCGGGCCAAGUUUCAGCCCAAGCUCUUCCAAAUAAUCUCACAACUGAGCCCUCGGUGAUUCCAGAGGCUGCCCUGGCAACACCAACUGCGGACACAGAGGAUAAAACAGCACCAGGCGGUGCUAAUCGUUGCUGGGGCUACUACGAUGUCAUGGGCCAGUGGGACCCACCCUUCAACUGUAACGCGGGGAUCUAUAGCUUUUGUUGUGGCUCCUGUUUCUACCGCUUUUGCUGCCAAUUCAAAAUCCACAGUUUGGAUCAGACCUCUUGUUCAAACUAUGACACGCCUGUCUGGGCAAACACCGGGCGACCGGCGGCACCCGUCACAGAGCUCCAGCAGGAACCCGACCGUGAUCGAACCCACAUGAUCGUGUAUAUUAUCUGUGGCGUGGUGGCCAUCAUGGUGCUCAUCGGAAUUUUCACCAAGUUGGGGCUGGAGAAGAGUCGAGGUGGACAAACGGACAUGACCAAUUCCAGGACUUUGACAGAGCUGCUGAAGCAGCCAGGCGAGGCAGGAGUUGUGGAUGGAACCGGAAUACACCACCCUAUAGGCACCAAUGGGAUCUCGGCCAGGGCGUUACGCACCAACAACGAUCACAACCAUUUGAAUAAUGCAGCCCUGUCUCCUCUGGGUCCAGCCAUGGCCUUGUCUCACCCUCAUAACAACCUGGGAAUCGGUUUCAAUAAAUACACCUCACUGAAGGGUGUGGACACAACUCCCAGAGACUACUACAAGAGCUAUCCAAUGGUAGAUUACACCCACCGCCAGUCUCCUCCUACGUUCCAGCCAAUCAACUUCCACCCUAAAGAAAAGUCCUUCCUCCCGCCACCUGACAUCCACGCACCGCUGGCCAUUACCAUCAACGCCUCCCAGAUCCCCAAGCCCAAAAUAUCCAAAACCAACACCCACCCGCUCACGUCGGGAUCGGCCUUCAAAGCCUGGGACCCCAGCAAGAGCCACGUCCAGCGCCCGGCUGCACCACACAUGGUGCUUCAGGGCCCGCAGCAUCACCACACCAUCCAGCAGCAGCAUCACCAACCGCUGCACCAUCAGCCCAACAGCCGGCGCCAAGCCUACUCCAACAAACGGCAGUUCAGCAUUGAAACGCUGCCCGAGCUCUUCUCCCAGCCGCUGGGCUACGGCCAUUCGCCGCACACGCACCCCAAGCACAAGGGACUGCCGACCAACAGCAAGACAGAGGUCACUGUUUGA